AUGAGAGUGCAAGACCCUGUCAGGACAACAGGUUUUCCUUGCAAACAGUGCGGUUUGGUUUGUCCCAAUAUGCCCAGCCUGCUCGAACACAUGGAUGCUCACUAUCAACAAGAGGAAGAGCGAAAAUUUAGAUGUGAUCAAUGUGGGCGCUGCUAUAGACAUGCUGGCAGUUUAACUAACCACAAAAAGACUCACGAAGUGGGCACUUUUCAGUGCACCAUUUGUGGGAAAGAAAACUCUAAUGCCUCAGCCCUAAAGAGUCAUCUUCGGAAUCACACAUCAUUAAAAAAGUACUCCUGUGAUGAGUGUGGAAAAGCCUUUCGUUUGGCAACUCAGCUGGCCACACAUCAGAGGGUUCAUCUUAACAGGAGAGCAAAGGAGGAGUCUUUUAAGAAGGUAGAUUCAGAUUUUUUUGCACAUGAAACAGAAAAUCAUCAGCCACAUCAACUUGAUGAGCAGUCAGCCAGUGUUGAGAUUCCUCAAGAAAAUAUCCCUUCUGAACACGGGAUGGAAGACGUUUAUAAACCACAAUCUGAAUCCUGUGACGACACAGUAGAUAGACCAUUUAAGUGUGAUUUAUGUGACAAAUCGUACAUACACCAACGCAGCCUGACUAACCAUAAAAAAACUCACCAAGUGGGAACGUUUGAGUGCAGUGUUUGUUUCAAACUUUUUAAUAACAUGGCUGCCCUCUACAGCCAUCAGAGAACUCACAAAGCUAGAAAUGAGACAGAACCCAGUUUGACAGGCGUGUCACAGGCAGCCCCGACUCUGGAUCAAUUCUCACCCCAGAGCCAGGACACUCCGGUCAACUUUUGCCAUCUCUGUCAGGUACUUUUCCCAAAUGAUGAGGAGUUUCAGGAACACAUCCAAAUGCACAACUCUUCUUCUCUUUCAUUUGGGCCCCCAGAUGCUUUAUCAGAAAAGCAAAAUCUUUCAUAUGAUAACAGCGUUUCUUCCCCUGAGUCCAAUUUUUAUUCAUCCCCCGUAAACAAUUUUCCUUCGGCGUCUUCGAUGGAUAAUUCCCUAAGCUUCGAUCUGCCACAGGAAAAGAUCUCAAGUAAUGGUCAUAUGUUCUCGGACUGCUGUGUUGAUCAGAAACCAUUUUCCAACAGCACUCAGGCAGAGCCCCCAGCCACGGACACAAGCGCACACAGCACCGCGUUCAUGCCGGCACAGGACAAUGGCAUUGCGAUGAAAGUUGAAGAAACCUCGACUGUUGAUGCAGACGAGCGGCCUUUCAAGUGUCAGGUCUGCGGCAAAAGCUACCGGCACUCCGGAAGCCUCAUUAAUCACAAAAGGUCCCAUCAGGUGGGGGUCUACGAGUGCUCGGUCUGUAGAAAGAAUUACCCUCACCUGGCCGCUCUCAAAAGCCACCUUCGCCUGCACAAGGCGACGGCGUCGGCCUUCAGCCUCGGCGCAGAGGGAGACUGGCUCUCCCCGGAGCCCCUGACUCUGGACAGCAACCAGCAGAACUGCUCGUCCGCCCAGAAUGAGCAGGACGACGGCGUCCACUCCGGUUUUGGCGUCGAUCAAGAGAGCGGAGCCGAGAGCAGCGAUGGAGCUUUAUUCCAGGAAUGGGUCAGUCAGGACUUCUCCCAGGAUCUGGCCUCUCAUCUACCUCACGACGGACAGCUGGCGCAGCGGCACAUGUGUGCGGACUGCGGUGAGACGUUUGCAGAUAUUGCAGGGAUCAAGUCUCACAGCUGCCCACUGCUACAGCAGCACGACGGGACCAGGAGUGAGUACAGUGACAGUUUUGACUUUCAGGUGAAUGACAUUUGUGCUAUUGAAAAUUCAGAGAACAAUGGGGGGUUCCACAGCCCAAACGGCGGCCCGAGCCAAAGCUUCUUUGAACAGAACUUCCAUGAAAACGUGAGCAGUGCUCAUUUAAAUGCAGGGAGAGAAGAAGAUGCCGAUGAGGAGGAAGAGGAGGAGGACGACGACGGAGACCUUUAUCAGUGCUCCUUAUGUGGCAACAGCUACACCAGCAUGAGGGCUCUCAGGAGCCACCUCCGGGGGCACACGCAGUCCGGCGGAACCCCUGCAAGCUCAGGGCCACCCUCCAUGUCCUCCCAUGAAGAAGUGAAAGACAACGAGUCGGGAGAGAUGAUGAUCUGCAGUGCGUGCGGGGAAAGCUUCGCCAAUAGGCAGGACUUGAUCGCUCAUCAGCUUCUGCACAACAAGGACCAGGUCGACUACGCGAACAGCCACGCCAAAGAAGGAAAAGAGGAAGCCCAGAUCAUCUGCGGCAGCUGUGGCGUCUUCUGCGGGAGCUACGAUCAUCUUGACAACCAUUGUUGCACAGUGGAGAGAAAUGACGAGGCGGCGCACUGUAAAGAGGAGAUAAAUGUCGGCGAUGUCGCCCAGCCUGAGAAGAAGAGCUUCGCAAGAGAAGCCGCCAACGCUGAGGACCGGCAGUACAAGUGUGAGCAGUGUGGGCGGUCCUACAGACAUGCGGGGUCCCUCCUUAACCACAAAAAGUCCCACAAAACAGGUGUGUUCAGAUGUCUCAUCUGCCAGAAACGCUUCUACAACCUGCUGGCCCUAAAGAACCAUCAGAGAUCCCACUUUGAUGUCAAGAGGCACACCUGCCACGAGUGUGGGAAAGCCUUCAAGAUUCAAAAGCAGCUCCUGAUUCACCUCCGAAGGCACAAAGAGAACCAGGCCAAAAUCCAGGAACUCAACAGUCAGAUUCAGGCGCUCAUGCAAAUAAAUGGAACCAAAUCGGAUGGAAGAACUCCAUCCUUGAAUUCAAACGUCGGUCAGCCUCUCGCCUCAGUCGGGCUCCGACAGCGACUGCCGGAAGAGAGAGCAGACAAAAAAACACUGGAGGCCUCGGUUAAAUUGGAGGACGCAAGCGACCAGCGACCUUUCGCCUGUGACCAGUGUGGGCGCACGUAUCGCCAUGCAGGAAGUCUGGUCAACCACAAAAACUCGCACAAGACAGGUGAAUAUUACUGUUCCAUCUGCAACAACACAUACUCCAAUCAGCUGGCCAUGAAGAACCACUUGCGGACCCACUUCUCAUACCAAAAGCACUCCUGCCAAAACUGUGGAAGAGGCUUCAGAGGAAAGAAACAGCUACUGGCUCACGUCUGUACAGACCUCAGAAAGGAUGCGCCCACGGGCAGGAGGGGCUUCAAGUCCAGAGCCUUUAAGUGCAAAGAAUGCAAGCAGUCGUUCCAAACGGUCGACAAGCUAGAAGCACACCUGUGUGAGGGGCCCUCGGACAGGAAGGACUCGCAGUCACGCGAGGAACGUCCGUUCAGAUGCAACAUUUGCAGUCGCAGCUACCGCCACGCCGGCUCGCUGUUGAACCACAAAAACACCCACAAGACGGGACACUUCAGCUGCACCUUCUGCUCCAAGCCCUUCACCAACCCCAUGGCCCUACGCAACCACACGCGCAUCCACACACAGAAGAAGAAGUAUGUGUGCCUCACGUGUGGAAAGGCCUUUCGCCUGGCCAGCAUCCUGCACAACCACCAGAGGGUCCACAAUCGGGUGCUGAGCCACUUCAGCUGCUCCGCCUGUGGGAAAAGCUUCCAGGGACGGUCCGGCCUGAAGAGGCACCGCUGCCACAGAGGUCAGGGCAGCCGGCAGCUGGGAGUCCAGCCCUCAGAGCGGGCAGACAAAUGCUUCAUGUGUGACCUGUGUGGACGCUCCUACCGCCACGCCGGCUCCCUCCUCAACCAUAAGAAAUCGCACUCUGAAAACCUUCACCACUGUACCUUGUGUCUCCAGACGUUCCCCGACCCCGACACUCUGCAGAUACACUCCCAGAUGAGGCGCCACUGCUGCCCCGAGUGCGGCAAGACCUUCUGUCUGGUGGCGCACCUGCAGAGCCACAUGGAGGUGCACUCCAAGGAGCCCGCCGCCGCCGCCGCCACCUGCCAACAGCACCACCACGCGGCCGAUGAGCCCGCGGGGAACGCCGCCCGCUGGGACUCGAGAACGAGCCGGUCCAACAGAGCGGCGCGGGCCCCCAGCCCCGCCCCCCCGCCGCCUCUGUCCCACAUGCCGGACAGCGUGUCCAGCUCGCAUAGCGGCGGCGAGGCCGGCGAGGAGAAGAGCCACGUCUGCGACUACUGCGGCCGCACCUACCGCCACGCCGGCUCGCUGCUCAACCACAAGAACAGCCACAAGACGGGCUCCUUCUUCUGCGCCGUCUGCCAGAAGGAGUUCACCAACCUGAUGGCUCUCAAGAACCACCGGCGCAUCCACACCGAGCCCAAGCGCUACCAGUGCCUGGAGUGCGGCAAGGCCUUCCGCGUGUCCACGCAGCUCAUCUGUCACCGGAGGAUACACACUAAGGAGAAGCCCUUCGCCUGCCUGCUGUGCGACAAGAGCUUCUCCAGCAAGUCCAACCUGCGACACCACCAGAAGAUGCACGAGAACGCCGCCCAGACCUACGACGCCUCCUUCGGACUGGACGCCAAUGCGUUCAUGGACCUGGACAUGGGCUCUUUCCUUUAA
Menidia menidia (Atlantic silverside) is the source of this 4479-nucleotide messenger RNA. The record is from the annotation of a GenBank genome assembly. Lineage: Eukaryota; Metazoa; Chordata; Actinopteri; Atheriniformes; Atherinopsidae.